Solanum verrucosum is the source of this 783-nucleotide messenger RNA. RefSeq lists its product as uncharacterized. The record is from RefSeq and is a predicted model, not a curated record. Lineage: Eukaryota; Viridiplantae; Streptophyta; Magnoliopsida; Solanales; Solanaceae. The transcript has a single exon. The coding region runs from base 1 to 783 and encodes 260 amino acids.
AUGCCAGAAGUCGAUCCAUAUGAAGAGAUGGAGAAAGAAGCAAGGUCAAGAACAUAUGACAAUGUAGCAAGGGAGAUUCGUAAUUUGAAGGAAGCUUUCAAAAGUAUCCAAGUCCAUAAGGGGGUUGAAGGUCUUGAAUAUGAGGAUUUAUGUGUUCAUCCCGAUGUUGAAUUACCCGUGGGGUAUAAGGUACCAAAAUUUGAUGUAUUUGAUGGGAAGGGAAAUCCUCGAGCUCAUUUAAGGUCGUAUUGUGACAAGUUAGUUGGACUGGGGAAAGAUGAGGCCAUUAGAAUGAAGUUGUUUAUAAGGAUCUUAAUGGGAGAGGCCCUUGAUUGGUACACGAGUCGAAACCCACAGAAAUGGAAUAGUUGGGGUGCGAUGGCACAAGAAUUCAUGGAUAGGUUCAAGUUUAACACUGAGGCUAUUCCGAACAGGCUCUACUUGAUGAAGUUGGAAAAGAAGUCAACAAAGUCAUUCAGAGAGUAUGCGAUGCGGUGGAGAGCAGAUGCCGCAAAAGUUCAACCUCCAAUAGCAGAAAGUGAGAUGACCUCUCUUUUUAUACAAUCCCAAAAAAAUGCAACGUACUAUGAAAAGAUGAUAUGUGUUGUAGGACAAAAGUCAUUUAAGGUUGUCAGAAUGGGAGAAUUCAUUGAAAAAGGUAUUAAAACUGGGAGAAUCACUAAUUUGGCAGCCCUACAAGCAACAAGUAAGGCCAUUCAGACAGAUUCAAUCGAAGGAACCCUUAAGAAGAAGAACGGCGUAUCUGCUGUCAUAACCAUCUAG